This is a messenger RNA of Sphaeramia orbicularis (orbiculate cardinalfish), 7956 nucleotides long. RefSeq names its product NBAS subunit of NRZ tethering complex (gene nbas). The transcript has 53 exons. Lineage: Eukaryota; Metazoa; Chordata; Actinopteri; Kurtiformes; Apogonidae. Gene Ontology annotation, molecular function: SNARE binding. Gene Ontology annotation, biological process: retrograde vesicle-mediated transport, Golgi to endoplasmic reticulum. The record is from RefSeq and is a predicted model, not a curated record. The coding region runs from base 9 to 7133 and encodes 2374 amino acids. Gene Ontology annotation, cellular component: Dsl1/NZR complex.
AAGUAAACAUGGCUGAAGACAGUCUGAUUGAAAACGAUGAUGAAAACAUUUUAUACGAUUUACUUGUUAUUACUGAAUGGCCUUCAGAGACGGACACUCAGUUACGAGGCAGUAAAGAGCACAGCACCUCCAUCAUUGCAAAAGCUGUGACAGGGCCUUUCCGGUUAGUUCUGCAUUAUUUGUGGUACAGCCCGACCAGCUCGUCUCUGCCUCCUGGCCUCGUCCGACUGGCAAACAAGCAGAUCAACUGGCAACUCAUCUUAGCAAGUAAUGGCAAACUGUUGGCAGUGGUACAGGACCAGUGUGUGGAGAUAAGGUCUGUGAGGGAUGACUUCUGCUCCGUCAUUGGGAAAUGCCAGGUGCCAAAGGACCCAAACCCACAGUGGCGCCGGGUGGCAUGGAGCCCUGACUGCACCCUGCUGGCAUACGCCGACAGCACUGGCACUGUGCGCGUCUUUGACCUCAUGGGCAGCGAACUCUUUGUCAUCCCACCGGUGGUGAGUUUUCCUGGAGAUUUCAGUUGUGCAGUGGCAGGCCUGAUCUUCCUGGAGUACACUGCCAGCGCUCAGUGGUCUGCAGAGCUGCUUGUUAUCACAUAUGGUGGUGGGCUUAAGAGCUACCUAGUCAGCGUCGGAACCAAUCAGAACUUCCAGGAGAACCACAGUUUCAGUUUCUCUGCCCACUACUCCCAUGGUAUCACUUCAGCUAUUUACCACCCAGGACACCGAUUGCUGCUUGUGGGAGGCUGUGAGUCAGGGGAUGACAGUACCUCCAAGGCCUCCUGCUGUGGGAUUACGGCCUGGAGGGCUCUUUCUGGUUCACCGCAUUACAAGCAGGUCACAAGCUAUGAGGACGAUGUCAACACGAAUCCAAAGAGAGGUUUCUUCAGGAUCCCCAGCUUUAGAUUCUUUUCCAGACAAGGAGAUGAAAAGGACGGUGUAUUCCGCAUGAGUCUGAGCCCCGAUGGCACCCUGCUGGCUGUCAUCCACUUCUCCGGUCGUCUUUCUCUCUGGGACGUCCCCUCGCUCAAACAGAGGGCCACAUGGAGCCAAGACCAACAGCCAGGAUUUGAGGAGAUCAACCCAGAGUGGAAGACAUCGCUGGAGAGAAGGAAGAAAAUAAAAGAUAAGGAGCAGUUCUACCCGCUGGUAGAUGUGAGCUGGUGGAGUGACAAUGUGCUGAUUCUGGCGCGCUGUUCCGGCUCUGUCACCGUCUCGUCUGUCAGGACCCUUCGUAAUCUCCUGGGAAAAUCCUGCGAAUGGUUUGAGCCCUCUCCCAGAGUCACUGCUGCACACGACGGGGGCUUCCUCAGUCUGGAGUGUGAGGUAAAACUUGCACAGAAGCGUGGGCGCCUGGAGAGCAACCUUAGCAGCGGGGCCAGUGAGGAUGAGGAUGCUGACGAUGGCGGAGACUCUGACUCAGAUGAAGAGUCCUCAGCCAAAGCCCGCUACUUCGGCUACAUCAAGCAGGGGCUCUAUUACGUGACUGAGAUGGAACGCUUUGCCCCGCCACGUAAGCGCCCCCGCACUGUAAUCAAGAACUACCGCCUGGUUAGCCUGAGGUCAACAACACCAGAAGAACUGUACCAAAGGAAGAUAGACAAUGAGGAAUAUGGCGAGGCUCUGUCUCUCGCUCAGGCGUAUAACCUGGACUCUGACCUGGUCUAUCAGAGACAGUGGAGGAAGAGUACCGUCAGCAUUGCAUCAAUACAAGAUUAUCUGAGUAAAAUCCGCAAGCGUUCAUGGGUCUUGCACGAGUGUGUGGAGCGAGUCCCAGAGAAUGUUGACGCAGCCAAGGAGCUUCUGGAAUAUGGCCUGAAGGGAACUGACCUUGAAGCGCUCAUAGCUAUAGGAAACAGAGAAGAUGGGGGCAGGUUCAUCAUGCCGGGUGAUGUUGACCUCGACGACCUUCCCUAUGAUGACAUCCUGUCUGAUGAUGAAGAACUGGAGAUGAAGAAGGAGAGGGAGAGCAAGAGGCGACAAGAGCUGUUAUCCAGGAUUGACUUCAGCAGGCUGACACUGGAACAGAAGGAGCUGUGUCGGAGCAGGCUCAAAUUGCUCUCAUAUCUGGACCGACUGGCAACAUACGAGGAGAUUCUCGGUGGUCCUCAUGCAGCAGAGCAGAAGUACGACGCAGAGUUCUUCAAGAAGUUCCGCAGUCAAAAUAUUGUUUUGUCGGCGAGAAACUACGCGAGGGAGAGUAAUGUGCAGGCUCUGGAUAUUCUGUUCACGUACCAUGGAGCAGAACUUCUUCAACAUCGGCUAGCUAUCCUGUACAACUUCCCAGAAACCACAUCUCCACAUGAGUAUACCAUCCUGCUACCCGAGGCCUGCCUGGACGACAAAGAAGAGUUGGUGUUGAUUCCAUGGGACGAGCAGAGACACAGAGAAAUGGACUGGUGCGAAACAGAGGAAUGCAGAGCGGUCCUGGACCAACACAUGUUUGAUGAUGACAGUUUUCUGUAUGACGAGUGUCCAGAGCUGCUGAGGUUCCGCACAGCGACGCCCUCCAUCCAACUACUGACCGACUGGUACCAGAGCAGAGCCCAGGAUAUCGACUCCUGCUCCCGACAGGUCGACUGUGCCCUGUCUCUGGUGCGUCUGGGAAAGGAGCGGGAGAUCCCAGGGUUAGAGCUCUUGUGUGAUGAUCUGGUCACCAUGGAAACACUCGUGUAUGAGACAUCAUGUGAAUUGAGUCUGACACUUAAUGAUCUGCAACAGCUCAGGGACAUUGACAAGCUCCGCCUGCUCAUGAAGAACUCCAGCCCAGAGCGCUACGUGAAAGACGCCCUCCAGUGGAUGGUGCCGUUCCUGCACCGCUGUGAGGGGCAGAAAGUGGGUGUGUCCAAGUCUCUACUCAGAGAGUAUCUGGUCAGUGUGGCCCAGCACGACCUCACCCUGCCCCUCAUCAUCUUCCAGCACUCCAAACCUGAUUGCCAACAGAAGAUCAUAGGGGACCCAGACCAGCUGAUGGAGGUCGCUCUGGAGUGCAUCUACAGCUGUGAGAGAGAUGACCAGCUCAGCCUCUGUUAUGACAUCCUGGAGUGCCUUCCACAGAGAGGCUAUGGGCCGCAGACAGACAUCACCCCAUCGCUUCAUGAUCAGGUGGACAAACUGGAGAAACACCUCAGUGUUGCAGAAGUACUGGAGAAACACGGUUUGCAGAAGCCCAUCUCGUAUGUGAAGAACAGCCAGAACAGUGAACAAGAAGCCCACCAGCUGAUGGUCAAAUUGUGCCGCCACACUGGCCGCAAAAAUCCUCCAGUAAGCGAGACGGUGUGGAGAGGGCUGCUGCAGGACCUGCUUGACAUGCAGCAGAACGUCUACAUAUGUCUUAAGCCAGAGACAUGUCAUCAGGUCUUUGUGGAGUCCCUGCUGUGCUCCAGUCUUGUGGAGAACGUACGCUUGGCAGGGCAGCUCAUGCAUUGCUCUAAGGUCAGUCAGGAUGUUCCUGUUAGCUUGUCUUUCCGGGGGAAAAGUUAUGCUCUAAAGGUGGCUUACAACAGCAGUGUCGAAUUGGUGUUGGCUGCUGCCAGAGAAUACUUCAACUCCUCCACAACGUUGACAGACCCCUGCAUGAGCCUGGCUAGGACGUGUCUCCAGCUGAUCACAGACUGUCCUCCGGCUAUCCAGGAAGAGCUGGACCUCAUUAGUGCCCUCAGUCAGCUGGAAGACUUCAGUGUCAGCAUCUUGCCUCUUCAAGUGCGUCUGCGUUCAGAUCGGCUGUCUCUAAUAGAGGAGUGCAUCGCCCACUGUUCCACGGCUUACAGGCAGUCGACGACUCUGCUCAAUCUGGCUUCACUUCUCAGAGUGGCAGGAGAUGACGAGGCCACGCGAAAAGGCCAAGUGCUGACCCUGCUGGCAGAGCAAGCCCUUCAGUGUUUAGACUUCAAGGCCUCAUAUAUCCACUGUCAGGAUCUCAUGGCUGCAGGUUACAGUCCAGCAUGGGAGGUGUGCAGUUUGCUCGGUCAGUGUGAGGGCUACGGAGACCUGGAGGCCCGACAGGAGCUGUUGGCCUUUUCUCUCACCCACUGUCCCCCUGAUAAUAUUCACGGGCUCUUGGCUGCCUCCAGUGACCUGCAAACCCAGGUGUUAUACCAGGCAGUUAACUAUCAAAUGGAGCCUGUUAUUACCGAGAAUUCACGACAGGCCGAUGAGACAGACUCUCUAAAGGCCGGUGCUUCCGCUGUGGGCUCUCCUGUGGGGAAAGCAGGUGACUUGCUACACAGAACUACAGCUAAGACCAUGGAAGUGCUGACCACUACGGGGCUGACCACGAAGGCUGUGCUGACCGCUGUCAGCGACCAUCGCUGGUGGAAGGAAUCGCUCAACUACCUCAGGCCCCUACACGGUCACGGCGAAGGAGCCACCAGUCAAGAAGGGGCGUAUGAGAACUCCAACCUGGAGCGUCAAGGCUGCAGCCCUUUUUAUCAGGAACUCAUUGAUGAUCCCUAUGUAGACCCGAGUCAAGACGUGUAUUCAUCUUACAAAGACGUGCGGCAGGAAAACUUUGCAGAGGUUUUAUUAAGGACUGGCAAACUGGCUGAAACGAAAACUGAAGGACAAACUCUGUUUCCUGCUACAGAGGUUUUGCUACAGCUGGCCAAUGAUGCAUUUCCCAGGGACAUGAUGCUGGCUCUGUCCUACUUACUGGCCCUGCCUCAGGUUCUCGAUGCCAACAAGUGUUUUGAGAAACAGUGUCACUCAGCCUUGUCGCUGCAGCUGGCUGCCUAUUAUUACUCCCUGCAGAUCUACUCCCACCUCGUACCCUGCUUCAAGGACAAGAACCACACUCUAUACCAGGCUGAUCCCAAGGAGAUGAUACGGUUGGUCACACAGCAUGUAUCUGCAUAUUCUGAUUGGCCAGAGGAGCUGCAGAAGUUGAUCAACCAGCUGCAUGUGUAUAACGAGCGCCUGACAGACUUCACCCAGGCCCAGGUGUUACAGGGGCUGGGCCGUGGCGUGGACAUUCAGCGCUUCAGCUCUGAUCCAGACUACAAGAAGGAGACCAUCCUUGGCCUCACAGAGACACUAGAUGACGGCGUUUACAGAAUCGCUCUGUCUCUGGCCAAGCGCUACAGCGUUCCUCUGUGGGAGGUCUACAUGACUCACCUGGAGUUCCUUUUUACAGACAGCGGUCUUUCCACCAAGGACAUUGAAUCCCGAAGCCAGUCCCUUGGUCUGUUUGACACUUUGAAGUGUAACCCCCAGGCCUUUUACAGCCACAUGACCAAGUAUGUUCUACCAAGUGUGGAGGGAACUGAUAUGGACCGUCUGCUGUACUACUACACCUUAUUAGACGCUGCAGGCUGCGAACCUUUCGUCUCCACCAUCAUCAAGCCAGACUCCCAUGUCAAACUGCUAAAGAAGCUUCGAGCUGUCGCCAUCGGAUUGGAUUACCGUAAUCUGACUGAUGAAUCCUCAGAUCCGCUGGUCACCCUAGAGCCUGUGUUGACCAGUCAAAAUGUGCUUUCCAUCUCCAAACUUGCCAAUCGGUUGCCGGUGCCUGAUGGUGGAGGGAAAACAGUCUCCCCUAGUGCAGUUCAUGCAGUGUGGCUGCAGAAGCUGUUUUGGAAAGGAGACCCCCAACUGCUGAAAAGACCUCCAAACAGCGACCAAGAUUACCUCCACGCUUAUGACACAUGCGCCAAAUACUUAGACAGGCUGGUCCCUGCUGAUGCGAUCCAUUUCCUGGACAACAUCACCUUCUCACCUGAUGCAGUUAAACAUCUGACCAUCCAGGCGAGGUCGGAGGUGAUAAAGCGAGCCACCAAAGCCCUCCGCCAGCUGGGCGAGAAGAACAGGAAACGAGGAGGCAACGGCGGUGGAGAGCAGGAAAGCGCAGACCCAGCGGGGAUGACUUUUGAUGAGGCUCUCGCACACCUGCAGCAGUCACAGGCCCACCUGGACACUCUGAGCCAUGCCUUCAUUCUGUCAUUCAAAGACAGCCAGCAGGAACAGCUGCAGGGUUACAGCCAACUUUACGAUUUGUCCCGAUCAGAGAGGUCAAAAGUACACGAGCUGGCAGUCACCAUGGCGACUGACGGCCAGCCUCUGGAGAACAUUGGAGAGCUUCUCAGUGUGGUCGUAGGAGCGUUGGACCUGUCCGUCAAAACCGUGCUCCACGAUGCAGUGGAGAGAGUAGUGGCUGCACUCAGUGGAGACCCCGAUGCCCUGACAAAUUACCCACAACCCCUCAGGGUCUUGGAAGCCAUGGUGACCGCUGUGCACAACAGUGUGCAGAGUGGCAACACUGAUAUGGUGACUUCGGACGACCUUCUGGCCUGGUUGCGUCCAUUCUGUGGAGAUGCGUCACUUCCCGUGCGGCCGCGGAUAGAUGUGCUGCAGAUCCUGGAAAACAACUUCAGCCUCAAAGACAGCGAUGUUCGUCUCCUGCUGCUCUAUAGAACUCAGGCUGUUCUCAAAGACAGAGAGAUCCAGAUAGACGACGUGGAGAACGAAGACAAAAGAUACGCCUUGUUCCUGGAACUUCUUAACGCCGCACAGAACUGGGAGGAGUUUCAGCUUCUCAUUCUUCUUCUACAAGCAUGGCCUCCCAUGAUGAAGGACGAAGUGGCAGGGACGGACCGUAACCCAUGGGUGGUGCUGACCUCGACCCUGCUGACCCGCAACGUAGGGUCAGAUGUCAAAUUAGACCUUGGUCAGCAGGUUGUCAUCAUGGUGCGAUCCCUCUACAACACCAGGCACAAGCUCCCUGUGCAGUGUGUCAGAGACAUAGCCACGCUGCUGCUCCAACACCAGCCGAGCCUCCAGCAGUCUGCGCUCAAGCUGAUGGCCGAGACCAGCGAUGAGCAGCUGCUGAAGCUGACUCUGGAUCAGAUCAACGGCAUGACUGCAGAGGCCGCUUCCUCCUGCGACGCCGAGCUCCUCUCUUUACUCCUGGACGCCGGGCUCCUGGUGGGCUGCGUCUCCUCGGCUCUGUACCCUCUGCUCAGCUCUCACAUGCUGUCCCACCAGCAGGAGGGCGGCUGGGACGUACAGAAAGCCGCCGCGGAGCUUCUGGCGGCAGGCCACGGACCCGAGGCGGGCUCCCUGCUGCUGGCGCACCGCGGAACCCACCAGGCUCAGUUCACCUUCAACUCCGCUCUGGCUGUUCUCAGGAAGUGGCUGUGAGCGGGAGGGAGGUGUGAGGAGGCGACGCAGUUUGGACCGCAGCCACGCAGCGCGGUGAUGAAGCAGUUUUCAGGAAAGAGUGUGGGAAGUGGAAUUAGAUUGGAUCGAGAUCUGAGGAAAUCAGCAUGAGGCAAGAAUAGAAGUGAUAUCAGGCCGUACCUCUGUAGUUUGUUCUUUAAUUGGAUCGCGGGUUCAUCAACUGUAGACGUGUCAACUGCAUCUGCAGUGUCUGCCUUGAAGGUAGAGGAGCAGAUACCUUUAAUAAGGAAACAUCUGUUCGAUUAGAAACAUGAUCAGGCUACACACAAACACACAAACACACAAACACACUCAACCUGCGCUGUCUCUCAGUCAUGAAUGAAUAUUUUGAUCUGGAAAAACAGUGACUGCUCAGGUUUGCGUUCAUGUGUGUGUGUGUGUGUGUCGAGUCCUAUUGUGUGAUAAAGUAAUUGAGCAGUAGCCGGGAAGCAGUGGGUGGAUAUUAGCCCAUUGUUCCGUGACAGGUUUGCCUCUUUGACGUCCCAUCGUUAAACACCCUGCCUCUGCUUCAUUGUUUUCCCCCUAAUAAUGUCUAAUUAAUUCCUUCUAAACAAAUUAGCCCCGCAGCUGCCCCACGCUGUGUGUACAUGUGUGGAUGCAAAGCACUGUAUACAAGCGGCGACGACACAAUGGCAUCACGUAGAGCUAAUGAUGAUGAGGAAUAAAUUUGUAUGUAUGCGGUUACACAGUUAGCCUGUCAGCAUGGUUAGUUUCACUUAAUAAAACACCACUUUUUAAUCUGUUCCACCAUACAUGUGAAAUAAACACAGUUCUAUUAACCCGA